Diorhabda sublineata is the source of this 763-nucleotide messenger RNA. RefSeq names its product basic helix-loop-helix ARNT-like protein 1. NCBI's taxonomy places the organism in Eukaryota, Metazoa, Arthropoda, Insecta, Coleoptera, Chrysomelidae. The transcript has 4 exons. Bases 199 to 672 code for a protein of 157 amino acids. The record is from RefSeq and is a predicted model, not a curated record.
ACUAAAUAGAAAGUAUUUAGAAUUUUUCAUAAAAUAUAAUGGAGAAAAAUAAGAUGUACUGCGGGAUUUGACGUGGUAUACAUCUUAAAACAUUUUGUUUUUGUUAGUACUGACUUUAGGACUGUAGAGAGCAGUGCCAGUCAUACUGAUAGGAUACGAGAAAAUAUUGAUUUUUUAACUCAACCGAACGGUAAAGACAUGCAUCUUCUAAUAAAUAAUCACAUAGAGGUCAGUAAAAUAGGUAGACAAAUCGCCGAUCAAGUAAUCGAUUCGCAAAGAAGGGGAGAUUCUUCUUGCAGCAACAGUCCGGUACCGGAAUCCUCGUUUACUUUACCGAUUUUAACCGGAGAGGCACGUGUUUCACCAAGUCUUACGAGUGCAGAGGAGCAAAAUCAAAAUGCAAUAGGAGAUUUUUCGGAUUCGAAAUUUUAUGAUAUAAGAAAUUUGUCGGUAUCUAGUGUAGCAAACGAUCCAGUUUUAGGAGCAACAACAGAUGAAGAUAUUAUAGAUAUGAUUGAAGAUGACAAUACUAGAACAGAGAGAGUAAAUCCUUCGUCGUCUGUAGAUGGUAACGACGAAGCAGCUAUGGCUGUCAUUAUGAGCUUAUUAGAAGCUGAUGCCGGUUUAGGGGGACCUGUAGAUUUCUCAGGAUUACCAUGGCCGUUACCUUGACCAGAUUAAAUUGUUUAGUAAUUUUUUGGCCUCAAAUUUCAAGUAAUUCAAAUGGUGGAUUUGUGAACUAAAUAAAUAUAAUUGUUUUCAA